This is a messenger RNA of Brassica napus (rape), 990 nucleotides long. RefSeq names its product 50S ribosomal protein L21, chloroplastic. Gene Ontology annotation, biological process: translation. Bases 226 to 837 code for a protein of 203 amino acids. The record is from RefSeq and is a predicted model, not a curated record. Gene Ontology annotation, cellular component: ribosome. NCBI's taxonomy places the organism in Eukaryota, Viridiplantae, Streptophyta, Magnoliopsida, Brassicales, Brassicaceae. The transcript is spliced from 5 exons. Gene Ontology annotation, molecular function: RNA binding; structural constituent of ribosome.
UUUUUCAGAUUUUCAAAAUCGGUUCGGUUCUGGUCUAAUUUGAUUGCAGUUUAUUUCCUACAUGAUGCGAAUUUGAGAUAAGGUUGCACUGGUAAUUUGACGUAAAAGGGUUAGACUGGUAAUUUAAUAGUAAGUGGAUAGGAUAACACUGCUGAUUUAUUCUCUCUCGAGCUUCUUCUUAGUUCGGACUCUCCUCUGAGCUUAGAGCUAUCGGCGAAAAACAACAUGGCUUCUCCCUCAGCGACGCUUUCUCUGUGCUCUGCUUUCUCUGCUCAUUGCAGUGUCGCUCCACCGCGCUCCCUCUCUAAGCCUUCAUUGAGUCUGGCUAGACCUGCAAUUGGGUUUCUUUCUACUUCCGCUGCGUCUACGUCUCGACCCGCGUUCCCCGCCGCUCCGAAAUUCGCCGAAUCAGCCGUCGUGGCUGAACCGGAGACUACCGAUAUUGAAGCUGUGGUGGUCUCAGAGGAUAAGCCUAAACGAGAAGAGAUCUUCGCCGUUGUUAUGGUUGGUGGACGCCAAUACAUUGUUUUCCCAGGGAGAUAUCUCUACACUCAGCGGCUCAAAGAUGCUAAUGUUGAUGAUCAGAUUGUUUUGAACAAAGUGUUGCUUGUCGGCACAAAGACACAUACUUACAUCGGCAAACCGGUUGUUACCAAUGCUACUGUGCAUGCUGUUGUGGAAAAUCAAGGUCUGAAUGAUAAAGUAGUCGUCUUCAAGUACAAGCCCAAGAAGAAAUACCGCAGAAAUAUCGGUCACCGACAGCCAAAUACGAGGAUUAGGAUUACAGGAAUCACAGGGUACGAAGAGUAUCCAGCGUCACCCAACGUUGCUGUUUAAAUGUCUAGAGAAGUAUAGGAUCUUUGAAAAAAAAAAAUAUGCUUCUUGAAUGUUCAAUUUUCUGAUCUUUUCUAUGUACUUCUGAAAGACCAGACCAUUUCAUUUGUGUUGAGUAUGUUAAGAUGCAGUAUUAAUAUAUACUCACUUUUGCCA